GCAAAAGUCAAGUUCUAAUGUCCCUCGCUGCUACCCGUCCGUACAAUAACGUUCAGUACUAGAAAUGGCCGAAGCCCCUCCACGGUCCAGCCGGUUUUUUUGUCACCGGUGUUCAGCAGAGAUCUCUCCCCGUUUACCGGACUACACAUGCCCACGCUGUGAGUCUGGGUUUAUUGAAGAACUUACGGAGGAAACAAGCAGCUCAGAAAAUGGGUCUGCAUCCACAUCCUCUGCCAAUGAUCAGAACCGCUCCAGCUUUGAGAACAUGGAUCAUCAUCAUUUGUUCACAUUUCCCUCGGGAUACGGCCCAUUUGCCCUGGGGAUUUUCGACGAAAACUUUGACCUUCGAUCGAGAUUAUCCACAGAGGACAACCGUGAGGUAGAGAACAGACGAGAAAGGGAAAUGGCUUCGCGCCAGCGAUACAGUGCCAGGCAGCCACGGGGUCGACAUGUUCCUCGCAGACAGGGGUCGCGGCACGAAGGAGUGCCCACAUUGGAGGGAAUCAUCCAGCAGCUAGUUAAUGGAAUCAUAGCACCUACAGCCAUGCCAAAUCUUGGGAUGGGACCUUGGGGUAUGCUACAUUCAAAUCCGAUGGACUAUGCCUGGGGAGCUAAUGGACUGGAUGCUAUCAUUACACAGUUAUUGAACCAGUUUGAAAACACUGGUCCGCCGCCAGCUGACAGAGAAAGAAUAAAGAGUUUACCAACCAUUUCCAUUACACAAGAACACGUCAGUGCUGGUUUAGAGUGUCCUGUCUGCAAAGAAGACUACAGUGUUGAUGAGAAUGUUAGGCAACUACCGUGCAAUCAUUUGUUUCACAAUGAUUGUAUAGUACCAUGGCUGGAGCAGCACGACACGUGUCCCGUGUGCAGGAAGAGCCUUAGUGGACAGAACACAGCCACAGACCCACCGGUGUUAUCAGGAAUCAACUUCUCUCCACCUUCAUCCUCCUCCUCUUCCUCACCAAGCUCACCUAGCAACGAAAAUGCAACCAACAACUCCUAGGUCCCCCCCCCCAUACUUCUUCACAUCUGAGCACCGCAGCCCGCUGAGAACCAUCAGCUCCUUUCUGCAGCUGAGACCAUUACAGGUUUAUGUCUCAAUUCUUGGGGACAAAAACUCUCAUUUCUUUGUCUUCAUUCCUCCCCUCUGCCGAAAGGAUGCUGGGUCCAACCGCUGCUGCUAUUGUUACCUAGUGUACGAGGAGUGAACAACAAAUGUGAAAAAAUAUAUUCAAGGACGAGAGAAGAAGCAGUAUAGAACAGGAGUGGACUGCAUUUUGCUGGAAAAACAUCCUCGUUAUAAGGUGUGGACACAUUUU
Molecule: messenger RNA, 1322 nt
Organism: Cyprinodon variegatus (sheepshead minnow)
Lineage: Eukaryota; Metazoa; Chordata; Actinopteri; Cyprinodontiformes; Cyprinodontidae
Gene: rnf126
Product: E3 ubiquitin-protein ligase RNF126-like
Exons: 9
Coding region: 65-1006 (313 amino acids)
Biological process (GO): protein ubiquitination
Cellular component (GO): cytoplasm
Molecular function (GO): ubiquitin protein ligase activity
Source: RefSeq, a predicted model, not a curated record